Molecule: messenger RNA, 1384 nt
Organism: Camelina sativa (false flax)
Lineage: Eukaryota; Viridiplantae; Streptophyta; Magnoliopsida; Brassicales; Brassicaceae
Cellular component (GO): membrane
Molecular function (GO): oxidoreductase activity
Source: RefSeq, a predicted model, not a curated record
CGAAGACGAUAAUAAUAAUAUCCAAUUGUGCGCAUCGGGUGUUGUAAUGUAAGAUUUACGUAUUUAAGAUUAAUUUCAUACAGGUCCCUAAAUAUCAGUAGUUUUAUAAUUUAUCCCCUUUUAUUUAUUUCCGUUAACAUAUUUUGCUCACUAUUUGGAUAAAAUUUUUGGACCUCUUGUUUGAUCUUCGCCGUUGCCUCAAUCUGAGGAAAAUGCUGACUCUAUUGUUCGUCUCUCUCGGACUCCUUCUUCUCAUUGGUCUGCUCUUCAAAUUCGCAUUCGCUGAUGGAGAUUUCACCCUGAUUUCGAAGAAGCAUGUCAAGCGCGAAGCCAUUGAAGGCGAGGUUGUAUGGAUCACAGGGACUAGCCGUGGAAUUGGUGAAGUUCUUGCUAAACAGUUUGCAAGUUUAGAUGCCAAGCUUAUCCUCUCCGCGAGGAAUAAAGCUGAACUGGAACGGGUUAAGAGUGAGCUCAAAGGUAAAUAUGCACCAGAAGAUGUAAAGGUUUUGCCUUUAGAUUUAGCUAGCGGCGAAGAGUCGCUCAAACUUGUUGUAGAGCAAGCUGUGUCGCUUUUUCCUGGGGUUGGUGUUGAUUAUUUGGUUCACAAUGCUGCCUAUGAGCGUCCGAAAUCCAAGGCAACGGAUGCAACUGAGGAAAUUCUCAAGACUACAUUCGAUGUUAAUGUCUUUGGGACGAUAACUCUUACAAAGUUGGUAGCUCCUCUUUUGCUAAACCAAGGAGGCGGUCAUUUUGUUGUGAUAAGCAGUGCUGCAGGAAAGGUACCAUCAUCUGGACAGGCUAUAUAUUCUGCUUCAAAACAUGCUCUGCACGGCUACUUCCACAGUUUGCGUUCUGAGUUCUGUCAGAAGGGAAUCAAGGUUACCGUCGUUUGUCCUGGUCCAAUAGAAACCUCGAAUGGUACAGGAGCAUCAACUUCGGAAGACAAGAAGUCUCCUGAGAAGCAUGUGUCAUCUGAACGAUGUGCAGAACUGACUAUAAUCGCUGCAUCUCAUAACUUGAAGGAAGCUUGGAUUUCACAUCAGCCGGUAUUGCUCGUGAUGUAUAUAGUGCAGUACAUGCCUUCCCUUGGCUUCUGGCUCAUGGACAAGGUCGGAGGGAAGCGUGUGGAGUUCGCCGAAAAGAAAGGCAACACAUAUUCAUGGAAAUUACUGUUCGGGGAGAAGACUAAAACAAACUGAAAUUGGUUAUUAUUACUUAUUUAGAAGGUGUAUAUGUAGUUGGUGUUUAUGUUAGCGUCUGUUUGAUUGUAAAAAAACUAGCAAUUGAGUUGCUCAAUUAGUAAGAAACAAUGGUGGUGAUCUUCUGUAUUUAAAAUACAGACAACAUCCAAAGUUUAAAGAUAUCAAACACCUUGACCUUGGUA